ACGUAAUUUGUCGAUGUCGGCCGGUUCCAAAUCCUCCCCUCUGUGACGACACCAGACGACAACAAAUCUCCAGGAACCAAUUGCUCGUCCACCACCGCCAAUUCCGCCAUGGCCACCAAUGUGUGCAGGAGCAGAGCGUUGGCCUCAGCUUUGAGGCCCGUCAAGCCUGCUACUGUUCGCCCGCGGACCGAAGCUGCAGUGCGGCUCUUCUCGGCCUCUGCUGCCCGCGACGUUGUCGUCCCCAAGGAUGCACCAAACGUCAGGCAAGCUCCCCGGGCACCUCUGGGCAAGAUCGAGGUCCCGAUAGUCAACCCUGCCGACAAAUACGCGUCCAAGGCCGAGAACCUUCAUCGCUACGGCCAAUGGCUGAUGUCAUGCCUGCCCAAAUACAUCCAGCAGUUUUCGCUGUGGAAGGAUGAGCUCACCAUAUACAUCUGCCCGUCCGGUGUCAUUCCCGUGUUUAACUUCCUCAAGUACAACACUUCUGCCGAGUUUACAACAGUCAGUGACAUCACCGCCGUUGACUUCCCGACUCGGGACCAACGCUUCGAGAUAGUCUACAAUCUUCUCUCUGUGCGACACAACGCUCGCAUCCGAGUCAAGACAUAUGCGGACGAAGCCUCUCCUGUGCCUUCCAUCUGCGGUAUCUACGAUGGUGCCAACUGGUACGAGCGUGAGGUUUACGACAUGUUUGGCGUCUUCUUUGUUGGCCACCCCGACCUGCGCCGCAUUAUGACCGACUACGGCUUCGAAGGCCAUCCGCUGCGCAAGGACUUCCCUCUUACCGGUUAUACCGAGGUUCGCUACGACGAGGAGAAGAAGCGUAUCGUCACGGAGCCUCUGGAGCUCACCCAGGCUUUCCGCAACUUCGAGGGUGGUUCGAGCGCGUGGGAGCAGGUUGGGCCGGGCAACGACAGAAAACCCGAGUCUUUCAAGUUGCCUACUCCCAAACCAGAGGAGCCCAAGGAGGAGCCUAAGAAGUAAAAGACGUGGCUGACGCCGUGUAUAUAAUAUUGUCUUCCAUUAGCAACUGUUGUCUUGGAAUCGGGAAUCCUAAAAAUCUGCUUAGAGUUUUGGUCGUUAGUCUCGAUUUCUAAUUCUGACUUUGGCGAUAGGCUUCUUACGUGAUACUAUUUCUGCUGCCGGCCUAGCUGACUGUAUUAAUAUCUAUAUCCUCUGACUAGCCAUAUUUCCAACUUGGA
Messenger RNA from Pyricularia grisea, 1202 nucleotides. RefSeq lists its product as uncharacterized. The transcript is spliced from 2 exons. The record is from RefSeq and is a predicted model, not a curated record. Lineage: Eukaryota; Fungi; Ascomycota; Sordariomycetes; Magnaporthales; Pyriculariaceae. The coding region runs from base 109 to 984 and encodes 291 amino acids. Gene Ontology annotation, molecular function: NADH dehydrogenase (ubiquinone) activity.